AUGCACAAGGACUCGUCCAAGAACGACGCAAACGCGAAACGGCUGUCGAUAUUCUCGGUUCACGUACACCCUGACGGCUCGCGAAUCGCUACCGGUGGCCUGGACGCUAAAAUUCGCAUUUGGAGUACAAAACCUAUCUUGAAUCCCGCCUCUGAAGAGUCAGGAAAGCCACCCAAGUCGCUAUGUACCCUCUCCAUGCAUACCGGCCCUGUUCUGGUUGUUCGUUGGGCACACAAUGGUCGUUGGCUAGCCAGUGGGAGUGACGACGAGAUUGUGAUGAUCUGGGAUUUGGACCCCCAUGGUGGAGGGAAGGUUUGGGGAUCGGAUGAGGUUAACGUGGAGGGCUGGAAACCGUUGAAACGGCUGCCAGGACACGACAGCGACGUUACGGACGUGGCAUGGUCACCUCAGGACAGAUAUCUCGCUUCGGUCGGGCUGGACUCCAAAGUUAUCAUCUGGGACGGCUAUACCCUGGAAUGCGUUCGAAAGCUGGAACAGCAUCAAGGUUUCGUCAAGGGUGUAUGUUGGGAUCCCGUUGGCGAGUUCCUGGCCACUCAGUCCGAUGACAGAACUGUGAAGAUCUGGAGAACGAGAGACUGGUCUUUGGAGGCUGAAGUCACCAAACCGUUCGAAGAUUCACCGGGAAGCACUUUCUUCCGCCGUUUGAGUUGGUCGCCAGAUGGAGCGCACAUUACCGCGUCCAAUGCCACGAACAACAAGGGAUUCGUGUUCAUCGCUGCUGUCAUCACUCGCAAUGUCUGGACGUCGGAAAUCAGCUUGGUGGGACACGAGAAUACGGUUGAAGUAGCUUGCUACAACCCCCACAUAUUCUUGCGCGACCCCUCAAAGCCGGUGUCAACAUCCAAUAUUUGCUCCGUUGUUGCUCUGGGUGCCGACGACAGAUCUGUAUCUGUGUGGCAGACCAAGUCAGCGCGCCCUCUCAUUGUUGCGAAGCAAGUGUUCGAUCGCCAAAUCAUGGACCUCAGUUGGUCCUGGGACGGUCUGACUCUGUACGCAGCCUCUUCGGACGGAACCAUUGCCGUUUUAGGCUUCACGCCAGAAGAACUCGAAGGCAUCGCACCCCACUCUGUCCAGCAGGAAUACUUGAAAAAGUUCGAUUUCUCCCUCCCCCCUCCGCCUCCCGGAUACGAUCACGUCGACGCCAACGAAGCAGCCGCUGCAACACCGAUGCCCGCACCUCAAACCAUGGAUGUCCCAAAGACAAUUGUUGGAGGAGAACAAGUCAACCAGCUGGUUGCGCGCCGAGGCAAGCCCAAGAAACGUGCUGCGCUUAUCCCCUCGGCAUCUACCUCUGGUCUAGCACAAAACCCCGGCUCUAUCAGCGCCCCAGUAUCCAAACGUGCGAUGCUCUCUCAAGUUCCUGACUCUCGGACAUUCUCUUCAUCUGCAAAGAUCAGCGACUUUGGCGGUGACCAUGGAUUUGGUAGCCCCUUUGACCAGGCCUUUGAGGCUCCCAGGUCCUGGGCAUCAAGGCCCGCAGGCGAUGUUGGCGCACCAAUGGACAUCGAUGUUCCCAUCGACGCAUUGGACGGGAAUGGCAAGAAGGGCAAGAGGGCUAUCAUUGACCUUACUGAAGAGGAUGGAAAACCAAGAGGCAGAACCUUGGGUGGUGAUAGGAAAGUGGAAGCUCCUGGUAUGGCCAAGGCUCUCUCAGGCUGGGGUGAAGGUGCCACCGGGGAACCGUCAAGGCAACAGGUGUACAGUGCUACUCUCAUUCAGUCACCCCCGCUGCUUUCUUAUCUGAGCACGGAGGCGGAGGAGAUGGAAUGCCUUCUGGAGGCUAAGAACAACGACUCUGAUCGAACCGUCGAGGUCGCGUUUAUCGUUGGGAAACAAGUACAAUGGCUGGACUAUGUACCUUCCCCUGUCAUCACUCUGAAAGCGACAGCUUCCUUCUGCGCCGCCGCGAUGCAAGAUGGUUGCUUAAACGUGUACUCACAUACAGGACGAAGGAACGUUAAACAACAAAAAGCUCUCUUUGCACCCACCUCACUCGCACCAGUGCUCUCCAGCUCACCCAACCACGUCGUCAUUAGUGCAACAGUCUCCCAAACCGGCGCACCCAUUAUCCACAUCUCCAACAGUGUUAUCUACUCAUACGAUGCCAACCUCUUGUCUUUCGUCAAAGUAACGGAACGCUGGUGGGCUGAACAUUCCGAUGCAUGGCAAGGCCGUGCUCGUGCACCCCAGGCCGGGAGCCAGGGAGCCGUCACUCAAGCCGAACGCGCAUUGAACGGAUCAGGCCACGGUACACCUGCACCAGACCACACGCCUAAACCAGCGUGGUGGGAGACUGCGAUUACGCUGGGACACUUGGAGACCCGGUUGCAUGCGAUGAAGUUGUUCGCUGACAGUGGUGCGGAGUACAGACAUGUGGUAUUGGUGUAUGCAAAGAGGUUGGCGGAUGAAGGUUUCAGAGGCAAGGCAGAAGAGUUGAUCAAAGAGCUCUAUGGCCCAGUUUACUGGCGUCCUGGAAAGGAAGAUGCGACAGUAUCGCCUACCAUCUGCGGUGUACCUCGACGCGACCUACUGAAAGACGUCCUUGGUAUUUUCGUCCGAAGUAAAACCUUGACAAAGUUGGGUCAAGAUUGGCAGGAGACCCUGAAACGGGCUAAUAGCGAAGACGCCUUGUAG
This is a messenger RNA of Coprinopsis cinerea okayama7#130, 2655 nucleotides long. Its product is annotated as transcription corepressor. Gene Ontology annotation, cellular component: HIR complex; nucleus. The coding region runs from base 1 to 2655 and encodes 884 amino acids. Gene Ontology annotation, molecular function: protein binding; nucleosome binding. The transcript is spliced from 10 exons. Gene Ontology annotation, biological process: chromatin remodeling; regulation of DNA-templated transcription; DNA-templated transcription. NCBI's taxonomy places the organism in Eukaryota, Fungi, Basidiomycota, Agaricomycetes, Agaricales, Psathyrellaceae. The record is from RefSeq and is a predicted model, not a curated record.